Panicum hallii is the source of this 6374-nucleotide messenger RNA. RefSeq lists its product as uncharacterized. The transcript is spliced from 14 exons. Bases 715 to 5817 code for a protein of 1700 amino acids. Gene Ontology annotation, molecular function: ATP binding; protein kinase activity. Gene Ontology annotation, biological process: recognition of pollen; protein phosphorylation. NCBI's taxonomy places the organism in Eukaryota, Viridiplantae, Streptophyta, Magnoliopsida, Poales, Poaceae. The record is from RefSeq and is a predicted model, not a curated record.
CAUAUUAUUUAACACUCAUAUGGUGGUUUUUUUCGAUUCAGAAUCCACGAUUCUAAAUAUUACGGGUAAUUCAUGGAAGAAAGAAAUAACUGAUGAGCAGCAGCUACUCUUGGAUUUCACUAUGAUCGUGCGUGCGUAAUCUCACGUCUUGCCUGAAACUAACCACGGACGAAACCACACGGAAACUGGUAUUCUUGUACUGAGUACAACAACAUAUACCCCUUCAAAAGAAAGAAAGGGACAGCAUCAAACUGACACAAUACAUUCCUUACACUUUCUGUCACUAGUAUGUCUAGCAGCAAAGGCAAUGUCGUCCUAACUAUCGCAACAGCUGACGUGGACAGCUGAAAUGUCAACCAUAGUACGUGUCUGAAUCCUUGACACAGCUGAGUACAACAACCUAUACCCCUUCCAAGCUCUUGUACUAUAACACCUUGUAUACGUUAUGUUCUUUCGUUGCUGAGCCUGUAGAGGUUCCUGAAACGCACCCUUUCUUUGAACCAUCUAAUAAAACGCCAUCACUUCUAUAAGAUGACGCUCCCGUGAUUAUUUUUGGCUGUUCUUUUUUAUAAGAAAACACAAGGCAGUUGCGUUGACAUCGUUUGCCAGUAGAUCAAGGAUCAAGGCAGCAAUACCUUCUCUUCUCAAGUAAAACCUCCAUGACCAGCAAGCUAAUUAAGCUAGGAUAGCGUUGCAAGGAUCGGUGCAAGCUUGAUGGCUUGGCCAGCUAUCGUCAGGUACACGAUUGUCCUCCACCUCCUGCUGCUGCCGCCGCCACCAUGUGCAGCCGUUGACCGGCUCGUCCCCGGCAAGCCGCUCUCCCCUGGCGCCACCAUCGUAUCCGACGGUGGCAGCUUCGCCUUGGGCUUCUUCUCCCCCACCAACUCCACUCCGGCCAAGCUGUACCUCGGCAUAUGGUACAACGACAUCCCCCGGCUCACCGUCGUGUGGGUCGCCAACAGAGAAACCCCCGUCACGAACAGCAGUACCUCUCCGUCGCCGGCGCUGUCACUGACCAACGCCUCUGACCUCGUCCUGUCCGACGCGGGCGGCCGCGUCCAGUGGACGACCAACGUCGCCGGUGCAGCUCCGGCUCCGGCGGCCGGCAGCGCUGCCGCGGUGCUUCUCAACACCGGCAACCUUGUCAUCCGGUCUCCGGACGGCACCACCUUAUGGCAGAGCUUCGACCACCCGGCCGACACGUUCCUCCCCGGCAUGAAGAUCCGGAUCAGGUACGAUACGCGCGCCGGCGAGCGCCUGGUCUCGUGGAAGGGCCCCGCCGACCCAUUGCCGGGAGCCUUCUCCUUGGGCGGGGACCCAGACACGUUCCUCCAGCUCUUCGUCUGGAACGGAACCCGUCCGAUCUGGCGCAGCGGGCCAUGGACGGGCUACAUGGUUUCCACCCAGACGGCCCAGUACCUGACGAACACCAGCGUCAUCGUCUACCUCGCCGUUGUCAACAACGAGGAGGAAAUCUACAUAACUUUCAGCCUCUCGGACGGCGCCGGGCAUACCAGGUACGUGCUCACAGACUCCGGCGACUACCAGCUCCAAACCUGGAACAGGAGAUCGUCCGCGUGGAUACUCUUGGGUCGGACAAAAGCCUCAAGUGGUGAGUGCGCAAGCUACGGCUACUGUGGCCUGAACGGCUACUGCGACCUCACAAAGCUUCCUUCGACGUGCAAGUGCCUCGACGGUUUUGAGCCAACGAGCUUAGAAGAUUGGAGGAGCGGUAGGUUCUCCCAGGGGUGCCGGCGAAAGGCGGCGCUGCUGUGCAGCGACGGUUUCUUGGCCUUGCCUGGGAUUUCGUCGCCGGACAAGUUCGUGCUCGUCAAGAACCGAUCCCUCCAUGAGUGCGCAGCGGAGUGCACCAGAAACUGUUCGUGCGUGGCGUAUGCUUAUGCCAAUCUGAGCACUAGCAGAACGAAGGGGGAUCUGACGAGGUGCUUGGUGUGGACCGGUGAGCUGAUUGACACGGUGAAGGUAGGCGUAGGGGAUGUCAGCGACACGCUGUAUCUACGGAUUGCAGGCUUGGAUGAAGGUAAGAUGAGGAUGAAGAGGAGCCACGCACUGAAGAGUGUGCUCCCUGCGGUUUUAAUAAGUGGCCUUCUGAUCCUCGCUGCCAUUUCCCUAGCAUGGUUCAAGUUCAAAGCAGGUAGAGUAAAUUAUGGUGCAAAGCAUAAGAAGCUAACUUUGGAUGACAUGAGUGCAUCUGAUGAACUUGGGGAAGGAAACCACGCCCAAGACUUUGAGUUCCUCUCUGUUAGAUUUGAGGAUAUCGUGGAUGCAACAUGCAAUUUCUCAGAGGCAUGUAAGAUUGGGCAGGGGGGUUUUGGUAAAGUUUAUAAGGCGAUGCUAGGUGGUCGAGAAGUUGCUAUCAAAAGGUUAAGCAAAGAUUCUGAGCAAGGAACAAAGGAAUUCAAGAAUGAAGUAAUUCUGAUUGCUAAAUUGCAACAUAGAAAUUUGGUUCGACUUCUUGGUUGCAGUGUUGAGGCUGAUGAGAAAAUCCUGAUUUAUGAAUACCUGGCUAAUGGAAGCUUAGAUGCUACCCUUUUUGAUAAUUCGAGGAAAAUGUUGUUGGAUUGGCCUAUGCGACUUAAUAUAAUCAAAGGGGUUGCAAGAGGGCUUCUUUAUCUCCACCAAGAUUCGAGGUUGACCAUAAUUCAUAGAGAUCUCAAAGCUGCUAAUGUUUUGCUAGAUGCAGAGAUGAGACCAAAGAUAGCAGACUUUGGCAUGGCAAGGAUAUUCAACGAUAGCCAGGAAAAUGCAAACACUCAUCAUGUUGUCGGAACAUAUGGUUAUAUGGCUCCGGAAUAUGCAAUGGAAGGCGUCUUCUCCAUCAAGUCCGAUGUCUAUAGCUUUGGUGUCCUACUCUUGGAGGUUGUUACUGGUAUAAGGAGAAGCUCCAGUGGUGGCAUCAUGGGUUUUCCUAACCUAAUAGUCUAUGCCUGGAACAUGUGGAAGGAGGGGAAGGCAAGAGAUUUGGCAGACCCAUAUAUUAUGGGCACUUGCUCACUAGAUGAAGUUUUGCUUUGCAGUCAUAUGGCCCUCUUGUGCGUUCAGGAAAACCCAGAUGAUAGACCACUUAUGUCUUCUGUUGUGUUCACUCUAGAGAAUGGAAGCACCAGACUGCCAACACCCAACAACCCUGGGCACUAUGGACAGACAAGUACUAGUGAUGUAGAGCAAAUAAGGGACAGAACUGAGAAUUCCAUGAAUUCCCUUACUCUCACAACUAUAGAGGGAACCAUGGAGUGGUCGCGCUGCACCUGCAUCACGGCCGCCGUCCUCCUCCUCCUGCCGCGCCUGUGCUCGCCGGCCGGCGACAAGCUGACCCACGGGGAGUCGCUGCUGCCCGGUGACACCAUCGUGUCCGACGGCGGCGCCUUCGUGCUGGGCUUCUUCGCCCCCUCCGACGCCACGCCGGCCAGGCAGUACCUCGGCAUAUGGUACAGCAACACCACCGUGACCGUGCAAACCGUGGUGUGGGUCGCCAACCGGGACGCGCCGGUCAUCGUCGACGGGCGUUCCGGCAACUCCUCCUCCGCGCCGUCGCUUGCGCUGGCCAACGGCGGCUCCAACCUCAUCUUGUCCGACGCCAGCGGCCGCGUCGUAUGGACGACGAACAUCACUGGCGCCACCAGCUCAGGUACUCCUGGUUCGACGGCGGCGGUGCUUCGGAACGACGGUAACCUCGUCAUCCUAUCGCCGGACGGUGCGACGUUGUGGCGGAGCUUCGACCACCCGACGGACACGUUCAUCCCGGGCAUGAAGGUCGGGCGGCGCUACCGCCCGCACGACGGGGUCGACGGCUGGCGCAUCGUCUCGUGGAAGGGUCCCGGCGACCCCUCGCCGGGGAGCUUCUCCUACGGCAUGGACCCGAACACGUCCCUCCAGCUGCUGCUGUGGAACGGGACGCGUAUCUACUGGCGCACUUCGGUCUGGACGGGGUACAUGACCGCCGGCAAGUACCACGGUGCCACCGGCACGGUCAUCUACGUCACGGUCGUCGACAGCGAGGAGGAGAUCUACUCGAGCUUCUCCGUCGCCGACGGCGCCCCGCCCACGCGGUACGUGGUGACCGACGCCGGCAAGUUCCAGCUUCUGAGCUGGAACCGCAACGCGUCGGCGUGGGCGACGCUCGAGUCCUGGCCGUCCCGCGCGUGUAGCCCCUACGGCAGCUGCGGCGCCUACGGCUACUGCGACCACUCGCAGGCCGUGGCGACGUGCAAGUGCCUCGAUGGCUUCGAGCCGGCGAGCCAAGGGGAGUGGAGCCGCGGCGUGUUCUCGCGGGGCUGCCGCCGAAGUCAGGCGCUGGCGCCGUGCCGCGACGGCAGCGGCGAGGGGGAUGCGUUCUUGGCGAUGUCCAACAUGAAGGUGCCGGACAAGUUCGUGCUCCUCGGGAACAUGAUCUCCGUCGACGACUGCGCCGCGGCGUGCCGCCGGAACUGCUCCUGCGUGGCGUACGCGUACGCGAGCCUGCGCAGCAGCAGCGCCAAGGGUGACAUUGCGCGGUGCCUGGUGUGGACAGGGGAGCUGGUCGACGCGCAGAUGAUCGGCGCGAUCUGGGGCGUGACCGCCGAGACGCUUAACCUCCGGGUUCCUGCCGGAUUCACAGGCAAAAGGACAGGGACAAAAACUGUGAAAAUUUUACUUCCAGUGUUGGCAAGUGUUUUGAUUGUCACAUGCAUUGUCCUUUUGUGGUUUUGUAAGUGCAGAGCCAAAGGUAAGAGAAUAAGCAGUGAAAGUGAGAAGAAGCUGGUGCCUGGCAGUGUGCGCACAUCAAGUGAACUUGGAGAAGGAAACCCUACUGAAGAUCUUGAAUUCCCUUCCAUACAGUUCAGUGAUAUUGCUGUGGCAACUAAUAACUUCUCGAGAGCAUGUAUGAUCGGGCGUGGAGGUUUUGGAAAAGUUUACAAGGGGACAUUAUUAGGUGGUCGCGAAGUCGCUGUCAAGAGGCUCAGCAAGGAUUCUGAACAAGGGAUAGAGGAAUUCAAGAAUGAAGCUAUUUUGAUUUCCAAACUGCAGCACCGGAACUUAGUUCGGCUUCUCGGUUGCUGCACCGAGGGAGCUGAGAGGUUGCUGAUAUAUGAGUACUUGGCCAAUAAAGGCCUAGAUGCUAUCCUUUUCGACAACGAAAGGAAAUCUCUGCUGGAUUGGCCGACAAGAUUUGGGAUCAUCAAGGGCGUGGCUAGAGGUCUUCUGUAUCUCCAUCAAGAUUCAAGACUGACAGUGAUACACAGGGACCUCAAAGCGAGUAAUGUCUUGUUGGAUGCAGAGAUGAGACCCAAAAUAGCAGAUUUCGGUAUGGCCAAGAUAUUUGGCGAAAACCAGCAGAAGGCAAACACUAAGAGAGUUGUCGGAACAUAUGGCUACAUAGCUCCUGAAUAUCGAAUUGAGGGCGUCUUCUCUGUCAAGUCUGACGUCUACAGCUUUGGCAUAUUGGUCCUGGAGAUUGUUAGCGGCGUCAGGAUAAGCUCUACCGAUGACAUAAUGGGGUCUCCAGGCCUUGUAGCCUAUGCAUGGAAGCUGUGGAAGGAAGGGAAUGCAAGUGACCUGGUAGACUCAUCCAUCGUGGAGAGCUGCGCGUUGGAUGAAGUCUUGCUCAGCAUCCACGUCGGGCUCCUCUGCGUUCAGGACGACCCGAACGGCCGGCCGCUCAUGUCGUCUGUCGUGUCCAUCCUGGAGAACGGGAGCGUGUCUCUGCCGGCGCCGGAUCAGCCGGCGUAUUUCGCAGAGAGGAACUGUAAGGUAAAAGGAGAUGAUGUUCAGAGCUCCAGGAACUCCAUCACCAUGACUGUUCUUCAGGGACGGUAGACAGACAAGACAAUAGAGCAAUGCUAACCUUUUUCAGCUGUACAUUACGACGGAGACGUGUGGUGGCUGUGCCUUCAUCAGAAUCUAUUCGCAUCUGUUGGUCCCCGCACCCGCGCCAGUUGCACCCUAUCCAGCACGUCCACAUCCUCGCCGGCGGCGCGGAAGGACGGCACAUUCGCUAGGUUCAGUUUGUGGCGUGCGCGCGCGGGCGCGGUGCCAGUACGGAAGUAUGGGGAGGCGGAGACCACCAGGAGCGGGUGUGGAUGGGGAAACCACGAUUCAGGGUGCCGUACGCGGGCACCGUCGUGGGCGAAAGCGUCGCCGCUGGCCGCCUCCAUCCCCCAUUGAGGUCCGUCUUGAACUCAUGAUGCGAGGUAGACGAACAGAGCUGGGGGUUUCUGCAAAACAUUGAAUCCAUUUUAGGGGGUUAAGUGAAAAAUAUUGGAUAACGACUAUUGAUCGCGAUCCAUUUCAGGGGGUUUAUGAAAAAAUUGAAUCCAUUUUAGUAGGUUAAACGAAAAAAAUUGGAUCGCGAUUAUUGACCGCGAUCCAUUUCA